Marasmius oreades (fairy-ring Marasmius) is the source of this 1107-nucleotide messenger RNA. RefSeq lists its product as uncharacterized. The record is from RefSeq and is a predicted model, not a curated record. The transcript is spliced from 8 exons. NCBI's taxonomy places the organism in Eukaryota, Fungi, Basidiomycota, Agaricomycetes, Agaricales, Marasmiaceae. The coding region runs from base 1 to 1107 and encodes 368 amino acids.
AUGGUUACGCUCAAUGAAGCUUUUGUCAAAAUGAGCGAGACAUUGGUAAGUAAUAAAGUUGUGUCACCCGCCAUCAACGAAGUAACAAAUACAACUGCAAGAUUCUCACCUCGCUCUUCCACUGGGGCCUCUUUGGCAUCCUCACCGUACAAAUUCCUAUAUCACAAGUCGUUUUCCCGAGACAAGCUCGCGAUCAAAGUUAUCUUCUAUUCGAUCUAUAUCUUGGAAACAUUGCAGACAGCUUGGGUGUCCAGGAAAGUGUACUUGUUUUGUGGAAGCGAAAGCGGGAACGAUGUUUCCCUCCGAUUGGAUAACCUGCUUCGAUUGGAUAACCUGCUUCGAUUGGAUAACCUGCUUCGAUUGGACUGGGGAGACGAGGCUUUCAUUGUCAAAACAGGAAUUGUUGGGCUAUUAUGCCAAUGCUUUUCAGCUUGGAGAAUAUGGAUCUUAUCCAGAUCAAAGGUCAUGACGAUUUCAGUAGUCAUCCUAUCUCUGCUAAGCACGGCAGCGACAUUCGCCGGAGGCGCAUAUAUCAUAGCAGCUCUACUUUUAGACAAUUCGGAUACAUUUCUGACCAGGAACAUUACCACGAUUGUAUGGGCUGCAAGUUCGGCUCUCUGCGACACCACAAUCGCGAUUUUCAUGGGAUUGAUCCUUAAAAGAUCGAAAAUAAGGGUACAACAAGGCACUAGUACGCUCAUAACUAAGAUACUGUGGUUAACCGUGACGACGGGGGCAUUGACUGCAUUAAUGGCAUUGUUCGCUCUGAUCUUACUGGUUGCUCCGAUCGGAACCCUUGGAGCAUGGCUCCCUGCCGUCAUGCUGAUAGGAAAGGUGGAAGCUAACAGCUACUUCGCCGUUCUUAACUCCAGAAUUCGACUUGGAAGUAGUGGAGAUGAUACUCAUACGCCAUAUUCCGCCUUUGCCAUAGCAUCCGCUGGAUUUGAGGUGGAUUUGGGUAACUCGGUGUCUGAGUCAAGGCCCGCCGUGCAGGUUCACGUUCAGCAGCGAGUGGAAGUCUCGCUCCCCGUCCGACCACCGUCCUUCCGAGAGGAAAGCGUGAUUCCAAAGGAUGAUACGAAAAGUACGCAGGCGCUCGAGGCUUGA